AUGGCCGAAACACAAAACCUAUCAGACCGAGACGAAUCCUUUGACUCAUCAGAUUCAGACAACGAAGAUGUGCAGGUACAAGUACAAGUACAAGAUCCAAUUUUGACAGCAAGAAAUGCUGGUGCAAGUCUUAGUGUUCCAGCAAAAGCUAACAUUGCACGUAAGAGAAAACUUCCUACCAACCAAGGAAAGUACAAUCAAAGGGGGAAUAAAACUAUUGCCAAUACAACUGCCUGGGAUUGUUUGAAGGAUUUCCCCAACCAUCAUUUUACUGUAAUCGACCGGAAAUUGCGGUGUAACGCUUGUAAUGAAGAACUCUCUUUGAAGAAAAGUUCAGUCAAAAAACAUAUUGAGUCAAAAAAGCACAAGAAGGGAUUGUCUGAUAUUGCAAAGAGCAAAUCACAAAACCAGACAAUAAUGGCAUGUCAGCAAAAGAGAGAUAAGAGAGAAAGUACACCUGGCUCAACCUUGCCUGCGGAAAUGCGAUUGUUUCGUUUUGGAGUUGUUGAAUCUUGUCUCAAUGGUGGUAUACCAAUAGGGAAAAUCGAUGCCCUUCGACCGUUACUAGAGAAGCAUGGCCAUCGGUUAACCAGCAGCGGCCAUUUGGGCGAGCUUAUUCCAGCAGUACUAGAAAAAGAGAAGGACAAGCUGCAGGAAGAACUCAAAGAUGUGAAAGAGGCUUGUGUAAUUUUCGAUGGUACAGCCAGAUUGGGUGAAGCUCUGGUUAUCAUAAUCCGCUUUGUCCAGGAAAACUUUAUACCUACUCAGCGGCUCAUACGCCUGGAAAUUCUUGCAAAGUCACUGAAAGGAGAAGAAUUGGCUCAGCGACUAAUGUCUUGCCUGGCUGUGGAUUAUAAGCUUGGUCCGAGUACAGUCAUUGGAGCUGUAAGAGAUGGCGCAUCUGUUAAUGGAGCUGCCUUGAGACAGCUGAU
Messenger RNA from Paramuricea clavata, 932 nucleotides. Lineage: Eukaryota; Metazoa; Cnidaria; Anthozoa; Malacalcyonacea; Plexauridae. The record is from the annotation of a GenBank genome assembly.